CUUAUAGCUAGCAAAGUUGGCAUUCCCUUCAUUUUUUUUGUUUAUUGGGUAGAUUCUCUCCCACGCAGACGCAGAGCAUAGCCGGAGAGCGACACAGAAAUCGCCAUGAAAGCUCUGCUUAAUUCUGACUCAACUACCAUCUCCCCCAUCUCCACCAUCAAUCCUCGAAACUUCACUCAACCGAAGAUCCAAACCUCUCUUCACUUCUCUCCAAAAGAUAACCACCACCACCACCGUUUGAUUCGACGGAAAGCUCGGUUCACUGCGAAAUCUGUGAGUGAUUCGGCCACGAUUGAUCAACUAGGGAUUCCGGAAUCCGAUUUCCGAAAUCCGGCAGUUUCGACUUCGUAUAGGAGCUCCAAGUUUCGGAAACCCAAUCAGACCGUGUUGGAAGCUCAAGCCAAGGUCUGCACUGGCCCCACUCAGACUAGGCCUCUCACUGAAGAACAAGCUUUCAAGGUUUUGGACACCAUUUUGAGAUCAGCUAAGGGAGAACUUAACGAUGAAGAAGAAGUUUCAAAAGCACAGCUUGGGGCUUUUUUCGCUGCAAUGACUAUUCGUGCAAAUGCGUUUCCUGAAGCUACCCAAUGGAGCGAGGGGGAAAUGCGUGCAAUGAACACAUAUUGGCCACAUUUAGUUCGAACACUUCCCCCGGAUAUCAUCUUCAUAGCUGAUCCUGAAGGCUCUAUAAUGGGAUUUGGAAGUUCGAUAGGGCCCCAAUAUGUUGGCAAUGGUACUAAUGAAAUGAGACUGGUGGGUGCCCUUAGGGAAGUCUUGGCAGGGGGUCACCUAGGAUAUGAAGAGGUUCAAGGUGUUCUAAAAGAUGUUCUUCCACUUAAAUUGGAAAACAAGACAUCAGCAAGUGAGUCACUGCUUUCAGCAUUUUUAAUAGGUCAACGUAUGAAUAGAGAAACAGAUCGUGAAUUGAAAGCAUACUGCCUAGCAUUUGACGAUGAACUUGGUCCCCCACCAAUCGCUGAUGUCAGAUCAUUGACUCAUUACGGCGAGCCUUAUGAUGGGAACACUCGUUACUUCAGGAGCACACUUUUUGUUGCUGCAGUUAGGUCCUGUUAUGGCGAAUCCUGCUUGCUUCAUGGGGUGGAAUGGAUGCCGCCAAAGGGGGGCGUAAAUGAAGAACAAAUGCUGAAGUUCAUGGGAGCAAAUGUACAGUUGUCCCCAUUGCAGGCAAAAAAAAUUAUUGAGGAUGAGGAAGUCGGAUUUGCUUAUGUAAGUCAACGUGAAGCUCUCCCAUCUCUAUAUUCAUUAAUUGGGUUGAGGGAACAUAUAAAGAAACGUCCACCACUGGCAACAUCUGAGAAGGUUCAGCAAUUUGUGAGGGCACGAGGGAGAGAAUCAAUUGUUGCUGGGUUUUAUCAUGAAGGUUAUGAGGAACCACUUUUAAUGCUUAUGAGAAGAAGAGGUGUUCGUUCUGGUUUGGUGGUAAAGGGUGAGGAAGGCGCCCUUUCAAUGACAACAAGAUUGAGAUCAUUGAGCUCAUCAAAAGGCAUCCCUGUGAAUUACUGCUCAGGGUUCCGUUCGCUGAAUGUAGCGCCUGCUUAUGAAGCAGAUGGUGUGUCACGUGAGAAUUUCAAUCUCGAGGUAAAUGCCAAGGACUAUGGCUUUGAACCCACUGAUACUCCCAGAACUGAUAGAUCGGUUUCAAGGAAUAUAGAAUUGGGUUUAGCAGCUCUACGUGGUGAGAAAGGCCCAGCAUAUGAUCGAAUCGUCUUAAAUGCUGGAAUGGUAGAUCACUUACUUGGAUGUGAUGGUGCACAAGAUAUAUCCUCGGCCCUGGAUAGAGCCAGGGAGGCCAUUGACAGUGGCAAGGCCUUAACCCGGCUUCUAAAUUACAUAAAGAUCUCGCACAGAUUGAAGUUGUAAAGUAGGUUUUCAUAGGUGCUUGCCUCUUGUGUUUUUUUUUUUUAGAGGUGACUAGUGUAAUUUUCAGAGUUACAUAAAUCAGUAAAUGGGAGUGGGGAAUAGAAUACUUACAGUUUCUUGGGGGGUAAUUUAGACAAUUUGUUUCGGUAGUUACACUUGUUUUGGUCACUCUUGUAAGUGUUGCCCAUGGGAACAAUUUUGAUUUUAUGCUAGCAGGUGUCAUGUAUAUCUAUCUCCCA
Camellia sinensis is the source of this 2120-nucleotide messenger RNA. Its product is annotated as anthranilate phosphoribosyltransferase. NCBI's taxonomy places the organism in Eukaryota, Viridiplantae, Streptophyta, Magnoliopsida, Ericales, Theaceae. Gene Ontology annotation, cellular component: cytosol. Gene Ontology annotation, biological process: GMP biosynthetic process. Gene Ontology annotation, molecular function: GMP synthase activity. The record is from RefSeq and is a predicted model, not a curated record.